Molecule: messenger RNA, 3810 nt
Organism: Cololabis saira (Pacific saury)
Lineage: Eukaryota; Metazoa; Chordata; Actinopteri; Beloniformes; Belonidae
Gene: ctdspl2b
Product: CTD (carboxy-terminal domain, RNA polymerase II, polypeptide A) small phosphatase like 2b
Exons: 13
Coding region: 144-1568 (474 amino acids)
Molecular function (GO): phosphoprotein phosphatase activity
Source: RefSeq, a predicted model, not a curated record
UACGGGUCUCUCUCCGGAGCCGAGCAGAGGCGGGAAAUGGCGCCGGGCAGCAGCGCUGUGUUCAGGGCCGGCCGUUGAAGCAGCAGCAGCAGCAGCAUGAGCACCGCGGGCCACAUUAACCCUUACAUGUGACUGCUAAAACGAUGAAGCUGAGAAUGCGUAAGGCGUCUCAGCAACCAAACCCCACUGUGGCGAGCCGCUCAUCCCGAAGUAAGAGGAAGCAUUCAGAAGUAGAAGAUGAUCCACCCACCAGUGGAGGGAGAGGAUUGUUCUCCACCAUCAAGAAGUUCAUAAGAGGAAAUACUGUUAAGUUACAACAGGAAACCCCAGCUAAAAAGACACGCCUCCACUGUGAUGUGGACAACAACCUAAUCACCUCUACCCCGAACACAAACACCCCACGGAGGACUGUGAGCAGAAUCGGCAAGAGGGAAACUGUCAAUGGACAAGCAACUAAUCAUGACAGGAAUAAGGAAAAGCCCAACGGUAGUUUGGAGGAAGCAACUGCUGUUGACGUGCCCACCAGCGCUCCCAGAACAACCCUCCUCGGGACCAUCUUUUCCCCAGUUUUCAACUUCUUUUCAACAGCUAAAAAUGCGUCUUCAGGCUCAGACUCCCCUGACCAGGCGCUGGAGGCCGAGGAGAUAGUCAAGCAGCUGGACAUGGAGCAGGUGGUGGAGGCUCCCAUCAGCAUAGCUGCAUCCACACAGGAAGUGUGUGCCACCACUAACUUCUACUCCAGUGCAUCCCACCUGCCACCUUUACGACCUCCCAACAUCCUUGAGGCGUGCCCCACAAUGGAGGAAGGGGGGCUUGAUGCUGACCUUCCCCCUCUCACAGCUCCAGGCUCCAGUCCAGAGAUGACAUAUGUGGAUGUUCCUCCCACCACAGUCCCACCAGAGGCAUCCUAUGAGGAGGACUGGGAAGUCUUUGACCCGUAUUUCUUCAUCAAGCAUGUCCCUCCACUGACGGAAGAGCAGCUCACCCGUAAGCCAGCCUUACCACUGAAGACGCGCAGCACGCCUGAGUUCUCUCUGGUCCUAGACCUGGAUGAAACAUUGGUGCACUGCAGUUUAAAUGAAUUGGAGGAUGCAGCACUUACUUUCCCCGUCCUCUUUCAAGAUGUCAUUUACCAGGUGUAUGUGCGUCUGAGGCCGUUCUUCAGAGAGUUUCUUGAGCGCAUGUCUCAAAUAUAUGAGAUCAUACUUUUUACGGCCUCCAAAAAAGUAUAUGCAGAUAAACUGCUCAACAUCUUGGAUCCUAAAAAGCAGCUAGUGAGACACAGGUUAUUUCGUGAACAUUGUGUCUGUGUCCAGGGAAACUAUAUCAAGGACCUCAACAUCUUAGGCAGAGAUCUGUCAAAGACCAUCAUCAUCGACAAUUCACCACAAGCCUUUGCUUAUCAGUUGUCCAAUGGGAUCCCCAUAGAGAGCUGGUUCAUGGAUAAGAAUGACAAUGAGCUUCUCAAGCUGGUGCCCUUCCUGGAGAAGUUGGUUGAGAUGAACGAGGAUGUGCGGCCCCAUGUUCGAGAGAGGUUCCGGCUUCACGACCUGUUGCCUCCUGACUGAAUUCACCUCCAUUGUCUCAUAAGGGGGACAACAUGAAAAGACUGCGUGUAAAAAGCCUCUUUGGAUUACAAACUGCAACAUUGCCAUUACUUUUAAAAUUUUAGCCUUUUUUUUUCUUUUUUUAAAUCCACAGUUGCUUUCUUAAACUUAAAAAAAAAAAACGAAAAAGAAAGCAUUUUUAAGGAUGUGUGUGUAUAACUUCCAAAACAGAAAAACAAAAAAGAAAAUUUCUAAAGGCAUUGUUGAAAUUACACACACACACUGCAAACAAGCCAGAGGAGACUCCUCUUUUUGAGCGACUCUCCAGUGGUGCAGCCAGAUAUCAGCUCCACGUUAAAUUUUGAAGUUUUGGUGCUGGUUUAGUGGAUAUGACGAUUCCGACUUGUAAAGAGGAACUCCAUCCGGACAGAGUCUCUAAACUCUAACCAACCCCUCGCCCCCUCUGGUGCUCACGUUGUUGACACUGAAAUGACACUCUACUAUGACGCUACAGAACAUUUUCAGCAGGAAUGGACUCGACUGGCCUGUAAACCAGUCCGUGUAUGUUUGCUCCUUGAUACAUGCACACUCACUGAGUCGAUGCGCAGGCAAGCCUAUGAUCUGUAGCCAUUAAAAACAUGCAUUCCUCUGUAGCUCUGUCAAGUUUCUAUUGUUGGUUGAGGUUAUUUUUGGUAAAACUGGUCUUUCUUUUUUCUCUUUUUUUUUCUUUCUUUUUUUUUCAAAGAUGAUGGUGUUUCAACGAUGUUUUAGUGUGUUUGUAAGAUGUAUUUUAAAAGGGGUCAUGUAAGUUCUGGUGUAGUCUCUUGUUUUUUUUUUUGGUUUUUGUUUUUAUUAGAAGAACAUGGGUGCGACAUUGACGGUCCAUUGCAUUGAAUGAAAACGAGUUAAUCCAGAACUUUUAGAUUAAAAAAAAAGUGUUCUCAUUGUAAUAGAUCAGAUUUAAAUUGGUGCGUUUGCUUCACUGUAAAGUCAACAUUACUACUUAAUUAAACAUGGUUAAGAUUUUUUAACUCUUAAGUCUGACAUUGUAAUGGUUAGAGGGCAUUCAUUUUCAAGGUGAUGUAUCAACUUUUUUUUCCUCAAUAGUAUUUGAUUUGUCAUUUGUCUGUAACCAGUAUUGUCCUCUACUCCUUUUAUCAAGUAUUCUGGCUAAAAGCAGCUCUGUUUCUUUAAAUUGUUUCCAGAGAUUUGAUGGCUGUGUCAGUAGCAUCAUGAUUAAUGUAGCACAUUUCUGCCAGCGUGUGAACAAGUCUGCCUUUGGUUGAAACCUCUGGCCAGAACCUGUACCAGCCAUGCCUGGCACCAGCAACUUGUGGUUUACUGUCAGCUUCUGACUGCACUUGUACUCAUCUGUUUCAGACAGCUGGAUUAGAACUUCCAAGUGUUUUUGUUAGUUUUUUUUUGUUGGUUAAGAAUGGUAACCAUAAGAAUGUGUCUUUGCCCAGUUUAAACCUAAAAUCAAGCCAAACAGACACUUUGCUCCUUAAUUUAUUUGAUAGUGUGACAGGUGGGAGGCAGAGAUGUAGACAUCGGCAACCCAACGAGUCUGAGCCUGGGAAGUGAACUAACAGUCAGUCCUAAAAGGUUGUUCUCCAUAAACACUCAAAUUAGUGAACUUUCUGAGUUCGUACUUGUAUCAGAGUACAGUUUACAUCAAAGCAAAUGUGAGUGCUUGGGUUUUCUGUAGAAGGCCACACUAUUUCUGUCCUCACAUGUUCCUCCUUAACGGCAUUUAUUGUGCGCUCACCUAUUAAAAUUGAUGGGACGAGACAAUCAGACCUCCAAAGUUCUACAGAUAUUGAAAUAUAGCUGUUGUCAUCCUUGCCCUAUUUUUUUUCCCCUUUCAUUUGUAAGCUGUUCUUUGCUGUAACUAACGGUUUAACCCCAUGUGUAUAUUUGCCAUGUAAACCUCGCUCUUCCCAAAUGACCGUUACAGCACAUUUAUGUCUGUUCAAGUUGCUUCCAUCAGCACAACGUUUCCUCUUUGCCUUUUCUGAUCACAAGUGAGUAGCUUUUCAAAAAUUAGAUUCCAUUUUCUUUAAACUGAAAUUGUUAAAGGGCACAAUGGUGUUUACUUAGAAUGUUUUGCGUACACAUGUCCUGACUAUGAAUGUAAAUUGUACAUGGGGUAAAGGCUCAAGUGUCUUUCCAAAUUCUAUUAUAGUUUAUGACCGCAUCAGCUUAAAAAAAAAAAGAUUAAGAUGGCAUGUAUGUUUUUCAUUAUUAAAGAGAAUAAACAUUG